Molecule: messenger RNA, 1200 nt
Organism: Rhinocladiella mackenziei CBS 650.93
Lineage: Eukaryota; Fungi; Ascomycota; Eurotiomycetes; Chaetothyriales; Herpotrichiellaceae
Exons: 2
Coding region: 1-1200 (399 amino acids)
Source: RefSeq, a predicted model, not a curated record
AUGGCUGGUCCCGAGUUGGGCCUUGCCAUUGUUGCUACGGCUUUGGUUGAAUUAUGUGACCGCUUUAGAAAGGCAGAGAUCGAGAUCGCAGAGCGAAUCACUCGUAUCCACGCUAUCUGGCUACAAACCAAAUCGCAACUAGAUGUUGUUCGACAGCUCGCACCCAUUUUAGAAGAGGAGCAUCGGAAUAUACAAGAGGAGACAUUGAAGGUGUUUGCCAACAAAUUGGACCUUACGAACUCGAAGCUUCGCUCGUUUCUCAAGAAGGUAGAGGGAGGAAUAUCUUCAAAUGGUGAAUGGCAAGUUAAGAAUUCGAAAUAUGCCCUUUUUGGAAAGACUUUGGACAAGGCCAUCGAUACCCGUCAAAUUUGGCAAAGGACAUUCGACCCCUCCUGGUAUCUUAUUAUGAAGGCUGCGAGACCCCAAAUUGACGUUGAACUGGAAGUUUUGAAGCGUGGCUCAACUUGUGCUCCAAUAUCAUCAGCACAGUCACUGAGAGCUGCGUUGAACGACAAUUCACGGGUGACCGCACCCAUAUUUCUUCCAAGUGAUGGUCUGGAGUCAAUUCAGAUCUCCCAGAUUCCAUAUUGCUCUUCUAAGUUGGGUGAGCGUCACGGUUCCGGUAGGGACGUUAUUCUCGAACAAAUCCCCCGUCCUGCUCCAGGCUAUGACAGAACCCUCAAGAGGAACAUACGUAAUCUUGCAAGAAAACUCUCUUAUACAGAUCCCAUCACAUUUGGGCUUCUCAAUUGCAAAGGAGUCGUGGAAGAUGAGCGGACUCACGACCCACAGCAGGCUGCAUUCACCAUGGUCUUCAGAAUCCCCCGAGAGUUUUCAGAGCCUCACAGCCUACGCAGCUGCCUUCUCCAUGGCAAUACAAACCAUACACUCUCAGAUCGGUUUAAAUUGGCAUGCGACCUGGCCAAGUCAAUUGGAUAUGUUCAUACAUUCGGAUUCGUCCAUAAAACGUACUUCCGGAAACGAUAUUACCUUUCAGGGCCCCAGGAUCUAGCGUCGGAUCGGUUUCGCUGGUGGGUUUUGGAAAUUUUCGUGACGCAGAAGGAGGGACACUGCGAUCUGGCGACAGCCUAUGGGAGAAAAACAUCUACCGGCAUCCACGGCGUCAAGGCCCGAAGCCGCAAGAUGAUUACAUUAUGCAACACGAUAUCUAUAGCCUUGGAGUGUGCUUACUUGAACUAG